CUUUAAUAUAUCGGACACAGAUGACAGCUGCUUCUUUCGUUGCUUAUUAUUCUACCAAGGGUGCGACUACUUUUCUUUUGCGAAAAAUCCUACGCGAUCAGUUGAUUAGAAGAAGGAUGGCACAUGGUAGGAACGUUGACAACAACAACGUCGUGGUCCAAAUGAAGACGGACGUCAGGACGAUCUUCAACGCGGCCGUGGACUCCGUUCUACCGCGACAGAUGGUCCACAAUACCCUCAAGCUCAACGGGAACGUGCUGAACGUAGAGGACAGGUCGUACAUGCUGAAUCACAACGUGCACGUGGUGGGGUUCGGGAAGGCGGUGGGGGGGAUGAUACGUGCGGUGGAGGAGGAGGUUGGGGACCACGUCGUGGGGGGCGUGGCCAGCGUGCCGGUAGGAACCCAGGAAGCCCUCAGGACCAGGGGCAGAGAAGACCUGUUGCCUCUGCCGGACAGUAAAGUGUCCCUGAUGGAAGGUGCAGCAGACAACCUGCCAGACGAGGCGGCUCACACUGCCGCACAGAAGAUCUCUGACCACGUCAGCAGUCUGACUGCAGGGGAUCUUCUUAUUGUCCUCAUCUCAGGUGGUGGUUCUGCCCUGUUGCCCGCCCCUGUCCCGUCAGUCAGCCUACAGGAGAAGCAGAGUGUGACCAGGCUGCUGGCUGCCAGGGGGGCCACCAUCACAGAGCUCAACACUGUCAGGAAGAACCUGUCCACACUCAAGGGCGGCAAGUUAGCUCUGGCUGCCAAGCCUGCACAGGUCAUCAGUUUGAUCCUGUCAGACAUAGUCGGUGACCCCCUUGACCUGAUAGCCAGCGGUCCCACCGUCCCGGACUCCUCCACGCCGCAGGACGCCAUCAACGUCAUCCACAAGUACGACAUCCAGGACGCCAUCCCCCUGUCUGUCUGGAGCUACCUCACCAGGCAGUACCAAAGGAAGAGCAGCAAAAACCAGGACUUUUCACACGUCCAGAACGUCCUAGUCGGAAGCAACAGCAUCGCGGUUAGCGCCGCAAAGUUGUGUGCAGAGAAGCUGGGGUACAGGACUCUGGUCCAUUCCACUUGUCUUCAGGGGGAGGCCAGCACGGUAGGCGAGAUGUACGCAACCAUGGCUGCACUGCUAGUUAACGUGUUUAACGACAGGGAUAGGAUAAUUGAAAAAUCGCUCUUCAACUCCCUCCUACAGAAGUACGGCGUGGAUGGUUCGUGUCUGAGGUCCGUGCUACAAGUCGCCGCAGAGGCUGAGAGCCAGAAGAAGCCAGUGUGUAUCAUAAGCGCGGGAGAAACUACUGUGACCCUGAGGGGGGACGGGAAAGGUGGGAGAAAUCAAGAGAUGGCGCUUGCCACUGCUGUAGCGAUGAGCAGGGACGGGAACCUCCGUUACGAGGGUCGCUCACAAGUGGUGUUCAUGAGCGCGGGAACCGAUGGACAGGAUGGGCCCACAGAUGCCGCCGGGGCAUUGGCCGAUCCAGGUCAGGUGACCAGGGCAGACGAACAGGGAUUGGCUGCCACAGAGUUCCUGGAGAACAAUGAUUCAUACAACUUCUACAAAAAUGUCGACGGAGGACAAGGCCUGGUUACAACCGGGCUGACUGGGACCAAUGUGAUGGACAUACAAAUUCUGACAGUCUGCAGUUCCUAUGAUUCUAACCUUUAAUGAAAGGGGGCUUCUAUUGUGCUAUAGUAUAGAUAUAAUAAUAAUACUAUGUAUAAUGAUAAAUCAUACAUUUCUUAGUUUCCACAGGACAAUGUAGUCAUAUAGGAAAUAAUUAUAAGUUAUGCAUAUGACAGUAAGUUUAAAAUGAAACCAGAAUGGAAACCACUCGACUACCAUAACAUUGUCAAAUCUGCUAAUAAAUUAAAUUAAGUGUUUAUUUGAUAUAAAUAUUGACAAGUGAAUUCUUAAAAUUUGCUCAAUGAAA
Messenger RNA from Branchiostoma belcheri (Belcher's lancelet), 1923 nucleotides. RefSeq names its product glycerate kinase-like. Bases 21 to 1658 code for a protein of 545 amino acids. NCBI's taxonomy places the organism in Eukaryota, Metazoa, Chordata, Leptocardii, Amphioxiformes, Branchiostomatidae. Gene Ontology annotation, molecular function: glycerate kinase activity. The record is from RefSeq and is a predicted model, not a curated record. Gene Ontology annotation, cellular component: cytoplasm. The transcript has 4 exons. Gene Ontology annotation, biological process: protein phosphorylation.